Girardinichthys multiradiatus is the source of this 3270-nucleotide messenger RNA. It is a transcript of the gene tmem240a, whose product is annotated as transmembrane protein 240a. The record is from RefSeq and is a predicted model, not a curated record. The transcript has 4 exons. Bases 788 to 1315 code for a protein of 175 amino acids. Lineage: Eukaryota; Metazoa; Chordata; Actinopteri; Cyprinodontiformes; Goodeidae.
CGCCCACUGUACACUACCGCACUCACGCGCACACGCACCGGCAGUGGGAGUGGGUGCUCGCGUAGCUGCUGGAAGACAGGAUGGGAUAAUCAUGCGCGUCUGGCUCCGGGCGUUGAUGCAGCUGCCGAUGCUGGAUACGGACUGGACUCGGGGAGCAGGGUGGGUCUAGGUGCAGGCCGGUGCUGCUUGGACCUCUUCUUGAUGUUUAUCAGGCAUUCCGAGCAAGACUGUAGGGCGAUGGCCGUGAGAAGAGUUGGUGCAGCUCUUUGAAGCGUUCUCACCGAUGGAGGACGAUAUUCACCGGCAUUGAAGCGCAGAGCGGGUCUGGGGGAACUUGGAAAAGGGGAGAGGGUACUCCGGCGUCCUCCUUAGGGGAUACAAAACACGCAUUUUUUUAUGAUUUCUUUAGGUGGUGUUAAUUUGAACCUGGAAUAGGGGGGCAAACGGGGCUAGAACCGCAAUUGGCAAUUAGGAGCGGACAGCCUCUGAGGAUCCAGCAACAGCCGCAUCCGUCCGACCGUCCGGGGUGUUGGCGGUGGUUCUGGGUGGAUUUACUUGGAUGGAGAAAGGGUGCAGUGAAGGCUGAGAGAGAGCGGCUCGCCGUGUGUAGGAGGAGGAGGAGACGGAGGAAAACCGGGCAGUUUGAAGGGACGGGGAGCCAGGAGCGGCGCGGCGGCUCCAUGAGCGGCUCCUGCCGGGAGAGAGCGCCCACAGCCCAGCCGGAGCGUCUCCACUGCCGCGGGUAGAAGCCCGGGCUCAAGGACCGCGGUCAGUUUGGAAGGUUUUGAUGCAUAUGAUCACAACCACCAUGAUUUUUAUGAUUCUUGGUGCUUCAGUUGUAAUGGCGAUAGCCUGUUUAAUGGACAUGAACGCACUACUGGAUCGCUUUCACAACUACAUCCUACCGCAUCUACGAGGGGAGGACCGCGUCUGUCACUGCAACUGUGGAAGGCAUCAUGUCCACUAUGUAAUCCCGUACGACGGGGACCACUCCUUGGUGGACUCUUCGGAGAACUACUUUGUGAGUGACAGUGUGACCAAGCAGGAGAUGGACUUGAUGCUGGGGCUGCUGUUGGGCUUCUGUAUCAGCUGGCUGCUGUUGUGGCUCGACGGAGUCCUGCACUGUGCCGUCAGGGCCUGGAGGGCGAGCCGGUACUACGAUACUCCAUCCUGGUCGUGGUUGCCCCAGUUCUGCAACCUCCGAGACCUCCGUCGCCGAGCCCAGCUCAGACAGCUGGAGGACUCCAGCGGCAACAUGGUCCACAUCAAGCAAAAGCUCUACCACAACGGCCACCCCAGUCCUCGACACCUCUGACUCUAAACAUCAAAAAGAAAGAAAAAAAAAUAAGAUUGAAAACUUAGAUCUUCCCCUUAAACCUCCACUCGUUCUUACCAAACUUUCCCCUGGCCAAAUGUUGCCUCAGAGACCUGUAAAACGGCCCUCUCUCUGUUCAUAAUGUGGCCCUCUUUCAGCCCCUCUGACAGGACCUUCUUUUGACCCUAAACCUGUCUGUCAGCACUUAAAAAAAUCCCAAAACAGAAUGAGAUUUUUCUUUCUUCCCACUAAAAACAUCGUCUUAACUCUGUGUCCACCACUGUGGGAGGAAGAAAACAUUUUUAAGGGUGUUUUUUCUGUAUAGAGACAUUUUCUGUGUUUAUUGUUAAACUUGGCAUGCUCUUUUAGAACAGGGUAAAAUGUGGGAAGCGUAUGGAAUGGGGAGGUGAGAUGGGGUAUUUUGUUUCCAGGUGAGACUUUAUUGGUGCAGGGUGGGGCGAAUGCAACAGGUGGGUGGGUGGGUUUUUGUGAUGGUUAGACUGCUGCUUCUGUAAAUAGGUACAAAUACGGGAUUUAACAGACGGGGACGUGGCUGGUGGGGAGAUUUUUGUGUUAGUCGCUUAUCAGUAGAAAACUGAACACUGGACUGUGUGAGUAAAAGUUAGAGCAAAAAGGAACAGAAAGUUGAGUCUGUUUGAAAACUGGAUGUGAAACAAUGUGAUUUCUGCUAAAAACACAGAUUAAUUAGCUUUGUUACUUAGUGAAUUAACUGAAUGUAUUACUUUUUCCUGUAAAUAUGUGAGAGGGAGGAGGGUGCAUGCGGCUGUGGUCAGAUUUCCCUCUGCUAAACUAACAUUGUUCAGUUGACACACCAGAAGAGGUGAACGCCAGCCAAAAAGACUCAGUCAACAUAUCUACAGUGCUUUGCAAAAGUAUUCACUCCCCUUGAGUUUUUCCACAUUUUAUCACAUUACAACCAACCACAAACCUGCAACAUUGUCUUAUAUUGGUAUUUUGUAUAAUAAACCAACACAAAGUAGUGCAUAAUUGUGAAGUAGAAUGAACAUUACACAUGGUUUGCAAAACUUUUUCCUAUUAUUUUCUCCCGUCUGAGAUAAUGUCUUUUAAGAAAUGGCGACAGUAAUAAAUGUCAAACUUCUUGUCAGAGGGAUGAGCUACUGUUGGAAUAAAGGGCAUAAUGUUCCUUUAGCUUUGUAGAACCACCCUCGGUCUUUUGGGGGUAUAUCAUAACCAGCUUUGCACAUCUAGAGACUGAAUUGUUUUCCCCACUCAUCUUUGCAAAAUAGUUCAAGCAACGUCACGUUUUAUGAGAGCGUCUAUAAACAUCCGUUUUCAGGUCCUGUCACAGAUUUUCAAUUAAUGUGGUUUAAUCUAAACCAUGAACCUCUAUCAGGUUGCUGUCAUUUGCUGCCUUCAACAUGUUUUCUGUCAAGAUUGGCCUGUAUUUAUCUCUGUCCAUCUGACCAGCAACUGCUGAAGAAAAGCAUCCACCCAGCAUGAUGCUGUCACCACUAUGUUUCACAGUGGGGAUGACAUGUUUUAGGAGAUGUGCAUAUUUGUUGUGCCCUCUAGUCUCCAGUGAUGAGAAGAGAAAGUCCCAUCCACUUGCCAUUAUUUUCCUAUGCUUUCACAAUGAUUUCCAGCUUUACUUCAGUCUACUGUGUGACAUAAAAUCCCAUUAAAAUACAUUGAAGUUUGUACCUGUAACAAGACAAAAUGUGGAAAAGUUCAAGUUAAUCCUUUUGCAAUGAUAUGCACUGUUUUUUUAUGGAGUCACAUUUAUGUUCUCUAAUUGAGUUUUUUUUAUUUUAUUUUAUCUAACCUUCACACUCUCCAGGAGCAACCAGCCUAUCAGCAGAAGGAACCCUCACCCAGCCGGCCCCCUUGCUGCCCUCCCCCUCUCUGUCCAGACAUUGCUGUUGUGAGGAUGAAAUGUCUGUUUUAUUAAAAGUGCCAUUGAAGCACAACAGUGA